UUAUUAUUAUUAUUAUUAUUAUUAUUAUUAUUAUUUUUUAUUUCCCUCACAUAAUUCGUAACAGAUAUCUCCGCUCUUAAUCCGCGAUUUGCAUAGUGGUUACUAGUAGCGUGUUGUUUGUCUCGUCCGAGAGGAGCCUUCUUCCGUUUUUUUAGUCAUCAGAUGGUUCCGCUCUAUAGCAGCAGCAUCCAGACACGGACACGCUGACCUUUACCGUCAUGCGGUCUGGUUGUCUGGUCCGGCCUACUCACUCACCUCCAUGAAACCCGUUAAUCCCGUUAAUUAAGUCUAAAAUCGGAAUCGGGUCCUUUGCUUGAUUGCUUAGCUCACCGCUCAGAGCCCGCGCCUCCCAUUUCCAUCUUCUGAAACUUCGGCCGAGACGCCGCUUUGGGGCUUAUUUUUCGAUAUACGGAUUUCCCGUACGAAAUUCCCCCUUCCCAUACAUUCAUAGGCUGUCCCCAUCAUUCCCAUUAUAGCGUACAGUGUUUACCUAAGCCAAUGGAUAACGGGAAGUCGCCGGCGUCUAGCACGACCACGACCAAGAGCCCCGUGUAUAGCUUCGUGGCGCCGUCGCGUAGCGUUAAGCGCCCGCGACCCGUGAAGAGCUGCUUGGAGUGCCGGAAGCGAAAGCUACGGUGCGACCGCGGGUCUCCGUGCUCGCAAUGCCAGAAAGCCCAGCGCGCAUGUCGCUACGCCGCUGAGGGGGAAGUCGUCAGCCUUAGCGACGACGGGUCUGACGUCGAGACCCCCGAGAGGACUGUCAAGCGCAACCGUAGUGCUGUCACUGUCCUGCCGAAUAGUCAGGAGCUGGUGCCCGGUCAGAAGAGUGGCGAGCUCGGAUACGCUGCCGUGCUCGAGGAGCACGCUGUUAGGCUCGAACGUCUCGAACAUCAGAUGUUGUCGAGGACGUCGUCGGUUGCGGAGUCGAGCAGUGCACCGGCGCAGAGACCUGCUGCGGCGUCGCUUACUAUCCGUGGGUUAACGGUGAAGGGAGGGUUGCGGUCGAGGUUCUUUGGUCAGAUGAGUACACGUGUUCUAGUCAACCUCUUUGAUGAGGCAAAGGACUUUAUGUUUAGUAGAAAUAAGUCCGCCGAUAUCAGGGAGAUGUUCUUGAAUAUCCAGAAGAUCCACAAGGCUCUCCAGGAUGAGCAUCGCAAAUCUAUCGCCCCGAUUACGGUAUUUGUGGACUCGAUGACGCCGAUUCAGAAACGCAUGGCCGAUGUCUUACCAAGUAGGGCUGUUUGUGAUACAUUACUUAACAUUUAUCUGAGUGGAUCAGAGACCAUAUAUCGUGUUCUGCAUGUAACCUCAUUCAUGAGACAGUAUAAUCAGUAUUGGGAGGGUAAACCUCAACCCGACACAUUUCUGCCUCAACUCCUCUCCAUAUUAUGUGUUGGAUAUCGAUAUCUAGGAGCUGGCAAAGGCCAGUAUCCCGACCGCGAAGGAAUUCACAUCCCAACAGCCAGCUCUCUUGUCAGAACUUGGCUCGACAGUCUCCGGGGAAAACAAUUAGUCGAAUUUAGCACUCUUCAAACCGAGAUCCUCCAGCUCAUGGCUCAGAGGAUGAUCAACCCACAAAACCAGGAGUCUUGGACGCAUCUCGGCCUCAUCGUACGGAUGGCGAUGACCAUGGGAUUUCAUCGAGACCCGUCCGAGUUCGGACAGAAGAUACCACCGUUCUGGGCUGAACAGAGGAGGAAGUUGUGGUACACGAUACUCGAACUUGACGUUCAUAUGUCCAUGCAGUGUAACCUCCCUUGCUGCAUCCGAGAGGGCGAUUUUACGUGUCAACCGCCCAGGAACCUUGACGAUGCCGAUAUCCAUCCUAAUAUAGAUCAACUACCUCCUGCAAAACCUAUCGACCAAGAUACCGAUUCCCGCGUGCAGGUGUUCGCCGCUAGCACCUUAUCCAUGCGAUUUAGGGUCGUCGAUGUAAUCAACAGAACGGACAGCCUUCAAGACUAUCAGCAAGUCCUAGAGCUUGGCAAUGAACUGGAACGAGUAUUCGAAGAUGUAAGGUACAUCGUCCCGCCAACACACUCAAAUGAUAUGCAAGAAGUUCGCCGGCGGUGGAUGACGAGGGUCGUAUUAGACAUGCAUUGUCGUCGACCUUUAUUAGCUUUGUAUCGACCUUUCGCCUUGAGCGAUUCAGAUGUUCCCCAACAAAUCAUGACUGGGUAUCUAAGGUCAUCGAUGGUCCUACUAUCCUAUUUAGACGAAUUAGAUCCUUCGUCUCCCGACUAUCAUCAUAUCUGGCACAUGCACCAGUUAGUCCUCAAACAAGAAAUCCUCCAAGCCGCCUUUAGUAUCUGCUAUUAUAUGAAGCAGUCUAUCCACGGUUCCGCGUCACCGGCAUCGUCGACUUUAGAUUCAGUCGUGAAAUCAGAGUCUGCCGAAGAAUCAUGCACUAUCGCAUCUGAGAGUUCAAUAUUGUUGUCUCUGCCACGACUGAAGAAUAUCGUGCAAAAGGUGUUAGAUACAAUGAACAAAAGAAUACGGGAAAUAGGGACAGAUUUGAGAGAUGUGGUCUCACUUACGGUCGUAUUCAACACCUCCCUAGGCGGGACGCCCGAGCAGAAACGGGAAUCUAUUAAGUUAGGGCUGCAGGCGAUUUUGGACGCGGGCAUGCAAGCGAUACACGCGAACCAAGAGAAUAUCGCUUCGAUGCCGAUUAUGCCAUCGCCUGUGUCGGUCCAGAUGAAUCCACUCCAGCCGACCUCCGGUUUCGUGACGCAUGUACAACCCUUCCUGACGACGCCGGAGACCCCUAAUUCUGUACCGGACGACUUGGCUGCCCUUUGGGAUAUGGAAUUCUGGAAUCCGCUCCUCCAGUCUGGACCGUCUUGACGCCCAAAGCCUUACCUCCUCUCACCCUUCUGUACGGUUGGUCCUCUGGAAGCCGAGAGACUCAUCUGGCACCAAGAGUGAGUGUGUGUCGAGGUUUACCAGAGUUGUAUACUAGUAAACACCUAUACUAUUCUUAGGUGCUCACCGAUACAUUUUUAGUAUCAUCUGGAAGUCCCUGUCACCAGGCUACCACCCACAUGUUGCGCAAAACACAUCUUCCCGGUAGAAUUAAGUUCAACACUAAAUCCGACCUCACUAUCCGAAUAUAUCUAAACAAUCAACCGUGUCGUUAACAAGAAAUGUACUGACAGAGGAAGUCAAUCGAUAUAACUCCUCAAUAUCGAAUGCCACAGAACCUGAACUUUACCUGCUUCAAAAUUAUUUCCCAUUCCGAUUAUCCUCGUAACCUCAAUCUCGUAUAUUUAUACCCUUCAAAAGAUUACGACGAUAAUGACUGAGGCAAUAUCGCUAUAUACCACCACCAUUUAGAGAAGAGUUUUGAAAAUGAGAGUUUCAAUGGCGAGGAGUCAACCAAACUUAUAGUGUGUACGAUCUAAGUUUUUAACACUAAGGCAGUUGGAAAUAAAAUAUUUCGGUUGGCUUGGCAUAUAUAUAACUGAGGUAGCACAAUGGCGUACCCUCCGAGUGUACGGCGUUAAGCUACGGCUUACCUAAGAGGGGAAAGGGAGUGAAUAUGAACC
Messenger RNA from Annulohypoxylon maeteangense, 3548 nucleotides. RefSeq names its product fungal-specific transcription factor domain-containing protein. Gene Ontology annotation, biological process: DNA-templated transcription; regulation of transcription by RNA polymerase II. Gene Ontology annotation, cellular component: nucleus. The record is from RefSeq and is a predicted model, not a curated record. NCBI's taxonomy places the organism in Eukaryota, Fungi, Ascomycota, Sordariomycetes, Xylariales, Hypoxylaceae. Bases 499 to 2847 code for a protein of 782 amino acids. Gene Ontology annotation, molecular function: DNA-binding transcription activator activity, RNA polymerase II-specific; RNA polymerase II cis-regulatory region sequence-specific DNA binding; zinc ion binding. The transcript has 4 exons.